Messenger RNA from Phyllostomus hastatus (greater spear-nosed bat), 4629 nucleotides. RefSeq names its product NF2, moesin-ezrin-radixin like (MERLIN) tumor suppressor (gene NF2). Gene Ontology annotation, molecular function: actin binding; cell adhesion molecule binding. The coding region runs from base 497 to 2272 and encodes 591 amino acids. The transcript has 17 exons. The record is from RefSeq and is a predicted model, not a curated record. Gene Ontology annotation, biological process: regulation of gliogenesis; positive regulation of protein localization to early endosome; regulation of organelle assembly. Gene Ontology annotation, cellular component: adherens junction; apical part of cell; cytoskeleton. Lineage: Eukaryota; Metazoa; Chordata; Mammalia; Chiroptera; Phyllostomidae.
UCGGCCCUGAGGGCGGGGCGGAGAGCAGGUCGGGGGCUGCGGGGAGGGGACGCUUUCCGCCGGCGCGCGGAGCGGGGACGGUGACAGCCACGCGCGCACGUGCGCGCCUGGCUGCAGCGCGUCCCUGAGACCUCCAUCAGUUGCUGAGAGGCGCGCGGAAUCUGGGCCGCAGCCGUCUAGGGGCCUCGUCCUCAGGUGACCCCAGUGUCCCCGGCCGGAGUCCCAGAGCGCCGAGCCGGUUCCACCCCAUCGGUCCCCACUCUCGAAUCCUCCCCACGGCCGUCAAGGCCUGCCCCGCAACUCUCCUUUUCCGCUCCAGGGACAGGGUCCUCGCGGCCCAUGCUGGCCGCUGGGGGCCCGCGCCGUCCAGACAGUUUUCGGGCCGGCCGGCCGGGCACCAUGGUGGCCCUGAGGCCUGUGCAGCUCCUCCAGGGGGGCUAACAGUCCCAGAGCACAGGCCUCGGGAAGCGAGGGUCCCGGGCCUGAGCCCCGCACCAUGGCCGGGGCCAUCGCUUCCCGCAUGAGCUUCAGCUCCCUCAAGAGGAAGCAGCCCAAGACGUUUACCGUGCGGAUCGUUACCAUGGACGCCGAGAUGGAGUUUAAUUGCGAGAUGAAGUGGAAAGGGAAGGACCUAUUUGACCUGGUGUGCCGGACCCUGGGGCUUCGGGAGACCUGGUUCUUUGGCCUGCAGUACACCAUCAAGGACACCGUGGCCUGGCUCAAGAUGGACAAGAAGGUGCUGGAUCACGAUGUUUCGAAGGAAGAGCCAGUCACCUUCCACUUCCUGGCCAAAUUUUAUCCCGAGAAUGCGGAGGAGGAGCUGGUUCAGGAAAUCACGCAGCAUUUAUUCUUCCUGCAGGUAAAGAAGCAGAUCUUAGAUGAAAAGAUCUACUGCCCUCCUGAGGCUUCCGUGCUCCUGGCUUCUUACGCCGUCCAGGCCAAGUACGGGGACUAUGACCCCUCUGUUCACAAGCGGGGAUUUUUAGCCCAAGAGGAAUUGCUUCCAAAACGGGUCAUAAAUCUGUAUCAAAUGACUCCAGAAAUGUGGGAGGAGAGAAUCACAGCCUGGUACGCAGAGCACCGAGGCCGAGCCAGGGAUGAAGCUGAAAUGGAAUAUUUGAAGAUAGCUCAGGACCUGGAGAUGUACGGCGUGAACUACUUCGCAAUCCGGAAUAAAAAGGGCACAGAGCUGCUGCUUGGAGUGGACGCUCUGGGGCUUCACAUCUAUGACCCCGAGAACAGGCUGACCCCCAAGAUCUCCUUCCCGUGGAAUGAAAUCCGAAACAUCUCGUACAGCGACAAGGAGUUUACUAUUAAACCAUUGGAUAAGAAAAUCGAUGUCUUCAAGUUCAACUCCUCAAAGCUGCGUGUCAAUAAGCUGAUUCUUCAGCUGUGUAUUGGGAACCAUGACCUUUUUAUGAGGAGAAGAAAGGCCGAUUCUUUGGAAGUUCAGCAGAUGAAAGCCCAGGCCAGGGAGGAGAAAGCUAGAAAGCAGAUGGAGCGGCAGCGCCUGGCUCGAGAGAAGCAGAUGAGGGAGGAGGCUGAGCGCACGAGGGACGAGCUGGAGAGGAGGCUGCUGCAGAUGAAAGAAGAAGCGACAAUGGCCAACGAAGCACUGAUGCGGUCUGAGGAGACGGCUGACCUGUUGGCGGAAAAGGCCCAAAUCACUGAGGAGGAGGCAAAACUCCUGGCACAGAAGGCUGCAGAGGCCGAACAGGAAAUGCAGCGCAUCAAGGCCACGGCCAUUCGGACAGAGGAAGAGAAGCGCCUGAUGGAGCAGAAAGUGCUGGAGGCCGAGGUGCUGGCGCUGAAGAUGGCUGAAGAGUCAGAGAGGAGGGCCAAGGAGGCUGAUCAGCUGAAGCAGGACCUGCAGGAAGCCCGUGAGGCAGAGCGGAGAGCCAAGCAAAAGCUCCUGGAAAUCACUACGAAGCCCACAUACCCGCCCAUGAACCCAAUUCCAGCACCGCUGCCUCCUGACAUAUCAAGCUUCAACCUCAUUGGGGACAGCCCAUCUUUCGACUUCAAGGAUACUGACAUGAAGCGACUUUCCAUGGAGAUAGAGAAAGAAAAAGUGGAGUACAUGGAGAAGAGCAAGCAUCUGCAGGAGCAGCUCAACGAACUCAAGACUGAGAUCGAGGCCUUGAAGCUCAAAGAGCGGGAGACAGCCUUGGACAUUCUGCACAACGAGAACUCUGACCGGGGCGGCACCAGCAGCAAGCACAACACCAUCAAGAAGCCUCAAGCCCAAGGCAGAAGACCUAUCUGCAUUUGAGCCCUCAAAGUAGGUUGUUCCCAGCUCACUCUGCAGAGCGCCAAGUCCCGAGUGGCCUUCUUCGAAGAGCUCUAGCAGGUGACUCCACCAGCCCAGGAUCUACCACUGCUGCUGCUCCCAGCUCCAGCAGGACGGGUCGGACACCGUGGGAGCCACCCGCAGGUGGGCUGGCUGGGAGCUGCCGUGGGAGCUCCGGGACCGCCCCCAGCUGAGUGGAGAGCACAACCCCCUUCGUGCAAUUGCCUUGAACCGUGCCCUGCAGAGACUUCUCUCCGAGGGUGCUCGUUCUCCUGACCUGAGUCUCUAAGUUCCUUAAGAAGUAUUUGUGUUUUCUUGUCUGAUGUGUGAUCCCUUACUUCCCUGAUCAGAGGCACCCUGGGGUGUGUGCCUUAUUGUCCAGUGCUGAGCUCCCAGCCCAGUCGGGGAGGUGGUCAUCGGGAGUGAAGUGCACAGGCCCCUGGAGACCAGGAGGCUGAUGCCCCCGACCCCCACCCCUGGUUUCCAGAACAUUCAUUUCCUCCACUGGGGAGGAACUGGCCUCCUAAGCAGCAUGGCCCACCCGCAGUGGUACCCCCACGGUGGCACUCUGCCUUCUGGGUGGUCGGGAGUGCAAAGGCCGCCAUGACGGGGUGAAAACUCGGCAGAAGCUGCAAUGGUGUGCUAGCUGCCAGCAGAAGUGCUGGGAGGCCAGAUAUCCAUGUAGGAAUCUGCACCCUGCAGAACACACACUGCCCCUCCUCCUGCCCCCCCAACCCAGGGUCCGAGGGGCAGGUGGGAGCCACUUGUCUUUUUCACCCUGAGCCAGCCUCCGCCUCUCCUGCUGUGGAGGCUGGGGGACUCCCUGGUCGUGCUCUAGUCAGCACCCGGUAGCCCCGCCGUGACCGUGACCAGGGGCUCCGUAGAGCAGGGGAUAAGCCUUACCCAGUGAAGAGGCGCUUACUAAUGACACGUGAGGGCCAAGAGAGUCCGAGAGCUCGAGCGGUCUCUGGCAGCCCCGUGGGGUUUGAGAAGUCGAGACGCUCACAGCGAUCCUGCCUUGUGCUCUUGUCAGGCUGACCCAACGGAGUCCUGGGCUGGCUGCCGUCUGCAUGGGCCACCUUGCCCCAAGGAAGCCAGCCCUGUGUGUCACUCCAGUCCCUUAGGACCCACAGGAUAUGGGACUCUGCAUCAGAACACUAAGUGUGGGUGACUAUGACUGAACGAGUUCCUUUGUGUGUCCCAAUCCCUCAAAGUCCUUGUCCCCAGAGACGAGAGGGAGUCCUCAUUUGUAAUGUAAGGUCUGACCCUCAUGCGGAGGCUCUGUCUCCUCGGGCUCACCACCCCUCCCUGAAUUUCCACGAGCAUUACUUUCCUCCUGACCUGUACAUUUAAUCCAUAACUGGCUGUGAGCACAGGAGCAUGGUGGUGGUUUAUAAAAACAUUGUCAGGCUUUUUAAAAAUUAUUAUUUUACCACCGUGUGUAGUCUGGGAGAUGCCAAGCUGUGCGGCCCCAAGGGAGCCGGCCAGUGUCUGAGCUGCGGCAGGAGCCGUGGGGCAGACCUGGAGGCCCGCAGAGCCUUGCCCAGCCCAGAGCACCCAGCCCUCCUCGGAGAUGAAGGCUGGUGGGAGUCUCCCAAAGAUGGGUGGGCGGAGAGUGUGGGGCCUUCAGCCAGGGCUUGAGCUCCAGCAGAAGGGAUGAAAGAGGAGGUUGGUUUUCAGACACUUGUGCCUGUGUUCUUUUUAAGUGAACAUUUUUAGGGCUGGAAGCCCAUCAAGUAAGGAAGCCUCCCACCUCCAUUGAGAGCAGGGCCCCCGCCACGAUUGUUUCAUUAUAAGCUCUUCCGAGGGUUCUCGGGCAGAUGCGCCAUUCACGAAGUCGCUGCCCAGCUGUGACACUCCGAGAGGCUGCACUGUCAGCACUCAGCUGCCCUACACAGAGCGCCUCGGUCAUCCUGAUGGGGCCCCCACCUCAGCCACAGCGCCUCUCCCACCUGUAGUGCAGCCUCGGUUACUCACGUGUCCCCCGGACCCCGCUAGACAACACCCGCGGCAUUACAUAACACCUCUUCAGUCACUGUUUUGUAAUCCUAGGGGCAGCUCUCUCUCCCCCCCCUCUUUCAAAUCAAAACGGCAGGUCCAGAGGCUGACAACCAAGGACCGUGACUUAAGUGUUGCUCGCUGACCCAGCUGGAGCUUCACAGCCCCUGGGGCCGGGCUGUGGGCUUCCAGGGCAGCCCCACCCCUUCUCAAACACAUCCAGCCCCACCUCUCCCUGUGGGGCCUGAGUUUUUGCCUCCUGUCAGGGCCAGACCCUGGAACACUACUCUCUAUUUUGGGGGAUUGUUGUAAUUUAAAUGAUUGUUUUAAUAAAAAUUCUA